AUGCGUCCAGUCUCCGUGAAGGAUCGCGUUGCCAAAGAAAAGCAAAAGCAUAUAAAGGGACUCAAGGGAAACAAGUUAAUUCGUCAUUACCAUAAUUUGCUCAAGGAAAAAUCUCGGCUUGUGUCUUCCCAUGCUCCUGUCAAACAAAUUGAGGAUGUCGAGCAGCAAUUAGAGGCUAUUGGAAUCGAUGCCUAUCAGAAGGCAAGCCAAAAUGGUCAGAAUAAUAGAAAGGGCGGCGACUCAAGUAAAAUUUUGGUAGAUUGGAUUCGAACGGAUCCUAAUUUAUAUCCCAAACAUCGAGAUACUCGGCCACAGCAAAUUUUAGAAAUCGGAAGCGUUUGUGUAGACAACAAGUGCUCUACAUGUGGAUUAUUUUCAGUCACCAGAAUUGACUUGCAUUCCUCCCAUCCUCUCAUUCAAGAGCAAGAUGUCUUGAUGCGCUCACCCAAAGAAGGCAUAUUUGAUGGAAUUAGUUGCUCCUUAGUUUUAAACUUUGCGCCGCCAAACUUGAGAGCUCAGAUUUUAUUGAAAUGCACUCAACUUCUGCAUCCCCCGAAUCCCACUCAUCCGCCUUGGUUCUUCUUUGUACUUCCUGCUCCAUGUGUAAACAACUCUCGCUACAUGGAUGAAUCAACGCUUCAUUCGAUCUUGCAUCGGUUUGGGUUUACACUACGUUAUUCUUCUGUUUCAAAGAAAAUCGCUUAUUAUUUAUACGCAUAUGAUCAUCCAUGUUCAACGAACCUAUCUUGGAAGAAAAAAACUGUUCAUGACGGACCAUCGAGAAAUAACUUUUUCAUCCCGUGCCUGUCCAGUUAA
This is a messenger RNA of Schizosaccharomyces cryophilus OY26, 816 nucleotides long. RefSeq lists its product as uncharacterized. The record is from RefSeq and is a predicted model, not a curated record. Gene Ontology annotation, cellular component: nucleolus. Bases 1 to 816 code for a protein of 271 amino acids. Lineage: Eukaryota; Fungi; Ascomycota; Schizosaccharomycetes; Schizosaccharomycetales; Schizosaccharomycetaceae. The transcript is spliced from 2 exons. Gene Ontology annotation, molecular function: rRNA (adenine) methyltransferase activity.